This is a messenger RNA of Vicia faba (fava bean), 1410 nucleotides long. The record is from the annotation of a GenBank genome assembly. NCBI's taxonomy places the organism in Eukaryota, Viridiplantae, Streptophyta, Magnoliopsida, Fabales, Fabaceae.
AUGGCGUUCUUUAGAAGCGUUUCGAAACUUCGAUCUCUCGCGGGUCAACAACCUAGUCUCGCCAAUUCAGUUAGAUGGCUCCAAAUGCAGAGCUCCACUAACACGGAUCUUUAUUCUGAAAUGAAGGAGCUAGUUCCAGAGUAUCAGGAACGUGUAAAGAAGCUGAAGAAAGAUCAUGCAACUGUUGAAUUGGGAAAAACCACCCUUGAUAUGGUACUUGGUGGAAUGAGAGGAAUGACAGCUUUAGUGUGGUUAGGCUCAGCUGUUGACCCAGACGAGGGAAUUCGCUUUAGGGGCAUGACAAUUCCUGACUGCCAGAAAACACUUCCAGGUGCUUUUCCUGGUGGGGAGCCAUUGCCUGAGGCCAUACUGUGGCUUCUAUUGACAGGAAAGAUACCAAACAAAGAGCAAGUAGAUUCGUUAGCUCAAGAAUUGCGAAGACGUGCAAAAAUACCAGAAUAUGCUUACAAGGCAAUUGAUGCACUGCCUGUUUCUGCUCAUCCAAUGACACAGUUUAGUACUGGUGUAAUGGCCCUCCAGGUGGAAAGUGAAUUUCAGAAGGCAUACGAGGGUGGGAUACAUAAGUCAAGGUACUGGGAACCAACCUACGAGGAUAGCUUGAAUUUAAUUGCUCGUUUGCCUGGAAUUGCUGCUUAUAUUUAUCGACGGAUAUACAAGGAUGGAAAAAUCAUACCAUUGGAUGAUUCUUUAGAUUAUGGUGCAAACUAUGCUCACAUGUUAGGAUUCGAUGAUCCGGAAACGCUGGAGUUUAUGAGGCUGUAUAUUUCUAUCCAUAGUGAUCAUGAAGGUGGCAAUGUUAGUUCUCACACAGCUCACUUAGUUGGUAGUUCACUAUCAGAUCCUUAUCUAGCAUUUGCAGCUGCUUUGAAUGGUUUAGCUGGGCCACUCCACGGUUUAGCUAAUCAGGAAGUUCUACGAUGGAUCAGAAAUGUAGUUAAAGAGUUUGGAACUCCAAACAUAAGUACAGAACAAUUGAGCGACUAUAUUCAUAAAACAUUGAACAGUGGCCAGGUUGUGCCUGGAUAUGGACACGGAGUUUUGCGUAAAACAGACCCAAGAUACACUUGCCAGAGGGAGUUUGCAUUGAAGCAUUUGCCUAAUGAUCCACUUUUCCAGCUGGUGUCAAAAAUAAAAGAGGUUGUGCCUCCUAUUCUGACCAAGCUAGGAAAGGUUAAAAAUCCAUGGCCUAAUGUUGAUGCUCACAGUGGAGUGCUGCUGAACUACUAUGGUCUAACUGAGGAAAACUAUUAUACCGUUCUCUUUGGUGUAGCAAGGAGUAUUGGAGUUGGCCCUCAGUUGAUAUGGGACAGGGCUCUUGGAAUGCCACUUGAAAGGCCAAAAAGUGUCACACUGGAAAAACUCGAGAAGUUGGCUGGUGCAUCAUCAUGA